This is a messenger RNA of Aedes albopictus (Asian tiger mosquito), 1536 nucleotides long. Its product is annotated as tumor suppressor candidate 3. NCBI's taxonomy places the organism in Eukaryota, Metazoa, Arthropoda, Insecta, Diptera, Culicidae. Gene Ontology annotation, cellular component: oligosaccharyltransferase complex. The coding region runs from base 144 to 1133 and encodes 329 amino acids. The record is from RefSeq and is a predicted model, not a curated record. The transcript has 4 exons.
CAAAAUCUUUGCCGCAACAGCAGCAGUAGCUGUUCUGUUCGAUCGGUUCUUCGCUUUUCACCACUGGCGAUGGAUAAUCGCUUAGCUGAUUAAAAGAAAAAUUCAGGAUUUUCACCGGUGAAUAAUCAGUAAACUGUGUCAAAAUGCGAGUGCUAGUUAAAAUUGCAAUCCUUAUUGCAAUUUCAUUGUGCUUGUUCCAUCAUGUGCAGAGCCAGGCCAAGGGAAAGGGCUCGCAAACCCUAUCGGAGAAAGUUCAGCAGCUGCUGGACAUGAAUGCCAAGAGGCCAGUCAUGCGCUUCAAUGGGAACCGUUUCCGGGACUUUGUCAAAUCUGCCCCGCGAAACUACUCGGUGGUAAUUAUGUUCACGGCCAUGGCACCGGCCCGGCAGUGUGUCAUCUGUCGGCAUGCCCACGACGAGUACACGAUAGUGGCCAAUUCCUAUCGGUACUCGCAGACCUACUCGAAUAAGUUGUUCUUUGCGAUGGUGGACUUCGACGAGGGCUCGGACGUGUUCCAAAUGCUGCGCCUGAACACGGCCCCGGUGUUCAUCCACUUCCCGGCCAAGGGCAAACCGAAACCGGCCGAUACCAUGGAUAUCCAGCGCGUUGGAGUGUCCGCGGAGGUCAUUGGCAAGUGGAUUCAGGAGCGUACGGACAUUCAGAUCAGAAUCUUCCGACCACCGAACUACUCGGCCACGGUGGCCAUUCUCAUGCUGACGGCCUUCGUCGGAGGAUUCCUUUAUCUACGUCGGAACAAUCUGGACUUUUUGUACAACAAGCAGAUGUGGGGCUUCUUGGCGGUCAUUUUCUGCUUUGCGAUGGUAUCCGGACAAAUGUGGAAUCACAUCCGAAGCCCGCCGUUUGUCCACAAGGGUCAAAAUGGAGGUAUUGCCUACAUCCAUGGUUCCUCCCAGGGGCAAUUGGUGAUCGAGACAUACAUCGUUAUGUUCUUGAAUGCAAUGAUCGUCGCCGGUAUGAUUCUGCUGACAGAGUCUGGCUGGCAAAGCGACCCCCGGAAAGGGAAGAUUGCCGCUGUCGUCGGUUUGGUACUGGUUGCCGUGUUCUUCUCGCUAAUCUUGUCGAUUUUCCGAUCGAAGGCUCAAGGAUAUCCUUAUAGCUUCUUAUUCAAAUAACUUUGAAUCAUCUGAGAGUGCAAUGAAAGUCCUACUAAAAGCCGAGUGAUAGCAAUGGAACACUGUGCGUGUGUUGAGCACCACCAUCAAUUUGGCACGAAUGUGUAGGAAUAAUACCUACACGUAAAAAUGCGAAAAGUACUAAUUGUUAGGACCGAAAACACCAAGGAAAUCACAUUGAUUUACAAACACACACACAAACAUUACCCAUUACGCUAGUGAGAACUAAUGAAUUAGUGCAAGAAAAAUCUGUUCCGUCAAAAAACAUCAUCGGGAAAAAAUAACUUUAUUGUUUGUUUAGUGUUUUAAAUUUACUGCGAAAUUUUUACUUCUGUGUAAUUGCGGAAAUUAAACUUGAUGGGGUCUCCCGUAUGAGAUCCUCUAUGGGUUACAAAAUAGAAAA